UACCAGAGCCGGUCCCUCGGAGACCCGAAGCCAGGAGCCGAUUUGUACAGACAGACGCGCAGACACUCGGACAAGGUGCCAUGUCCGACGCCCGCCAGAUUCCGUGCAGCAGCAAGGUGUGCCGCCGUCUUUUCGGCCCCGUGGACGAUGAGCAGGUGCGCCGUGACUGCGACGCGCUGAUGGCCAGCUGCCUGAAGGAGGCCUGUGAUCGCUGGAACUUCGACUUUGUCACCGAGACCCCGCUGGAGGGCAACUAUGUUUGGGAGCGUGUGCAUGGCCUGGGCCUGCCGAAAUUCUACCGCCCUUCGGGGCCUUGGGGGGGCCAUGAUGACCUGGGAGGGGGCAAGCGGCCCUGCCCCUCCACUGUCUUGCUUCAGGGGACAAGCCAGGGAGACCACGUGGACCUGUCGCUGUCCUGUACCCUUGUGUCUCAUUCCCCUGAGCGCCCUGAAGUGUCCCCAAGUGGGUCUAGCGCACCGCAGGGCCGGAAACGAGGACAGACCAGCAUGACAGAUUUCUACCACUCCAAACGCCGGCUGGUCUACUGCAAGAGGAAGCCGUAACCUGCUCACGGGAGGCCCAGCGCCCCAGGGACCACUGCUCCCUACAGCCCCUCCCACUCCCUCUGAUUUGCCCUUCAGUUUGUGUGUCUUAAUUAUUAUUUGUGUUUUAAUUUAAACUCCUCCUUAUGUACAUACCCUGCUCCCCACGCCACCCCUCCAGCCUCUGCCAUUAGAAUUACUUAAAAAGAGAGACAGAGAGAGAGACAGAGAGAGAGACAGAGAGAAGGGCAGCAACCAAAUAGUAGGCCAUCAGAGAGCUGGGCAUUUUUUAUUAUAAGAACCCUUAUUUAAAAUCCCCUCAUCCUAGACUUUCCAUGUCCUUUCUGUGGGAGGCCAGGAGCAGAGCCGGCUUUUGGUCAGCUGUUACCUGCCUCCCCCUCUUCACCUGCUGGGUGGCACUCUAGGAGGGCCCUGGCCCCUUCCGCUGGCUGCUGCCAGUGACAUGGGCUGGGUGAACUUUACCCCCUCUUCUCCCCCACCCCAGAUUCUCAGACUGGAAUCCUUUAUCAUUUAAGAAGUAAACAGCACUUUCAAGAGCCUGGCAGAGUGGGGCAUCACCAGAAAUGUCAGGGUCCCCUCACCUCCUCCAGACCUGGGAGGGGUAAACUUGUAAUGGCACCCGCCUCUGUCCUGGGAAGGCAGGGUCCUGUAGGGGCCCUGUCCAGACCCCUGUGCCCUCUACAGGGGAGCCCGCCCCAAUGUUUGAUCCCCAGCCCUGCUAACCCCUCCCAGGAGCCCCAAUUCUCUCCUAUCUGGACUCUCAAGUCUCCCUCUGCUCCCCUCUUCACGUUCAUUCCCUCUAGUACCCGCUCAGCCCUGGUGGCAAGCCCAGGGGGCCUGACACCCCUCCCCCAACUCAAUGAACUAGUGGGGAAGGGUCAUCUUAGAAGUAGGGAUCCCCAGUUCUACCUCAGGCAGCUCAAGCAGCGACCACCUCCUCUUCUUUCAGCUCUGAGGUGGGGACCCUAGAAAAGGUUACAUAAACCUUUUUACCCUAGCUAGUUGACGGGCCUCCUGAAAGUGGGUGGGACCUUUGUUAAGGGUAUGCAUGUGGGGGCACAGGAGAGAAGUUUCCGGGAGGGAGCGUGUUACACCGGGGCCCUAGAACCCACCUGAGAACCGUCCCCAUCUGUCCCACCCUUUCCCCAUUUCAUUGCACUUUGAAUAGCAGCUGAACAAGGAGUCUCAUGAGAAGCUGGCGAGUGCAGAGCCAGUGAGCGCUGUGUGCAGAUGGCAUCCUCACCGGGGUGAUGUGGAAAUAGGGCUCCAGAGCGGUCUUUCCCCCCUUUGACAGCUGAGCCGUGUCAGGGUCUCCAGGAAGCCAGGGAGGCACGGGCUUGCUUCCGAUUCUGCUUCUAGAUACGGUGGUCCCUGUCUCUGUCCUACCCCAUAGCUCUUCCCCGCAGAAUCAAAGCCUCUUCAAACUGACAAUCCCUGACAGGGAGGGAGUGCCCUGCAAGUACUGUGAUGAAACCUAGUGGAACUCUUCACUACAGAUGACUAAGUAAGCCUGUCCUGAACCUUGCUUACCGGGAAAAUCUUCCCUGGUUGAGUUCUGGCAACACCAAAGCACUUAGUGGGUCUGAACCCCAACCGCCUUCCAGCUCCUAGACUUUCCUGGCCCAGACUGUUUCCCCCCAGCUGCCCACGUGUGCUGGGCCCCUGGCUCUCCACCUCAGACUGUACACCUCUUGAGGGCAGGGAGCACGUUACUGCUCUAUGCCCUUCAGCCUCUCCCAGAAUGCUGGCUAUGCAGCAGGUGCUCAAUAAAUAUUCCUUGUAGCCUUCA
This is a messenger RNA of Echinops telfairi (small Madagascar hedgehog), 2352 nucleotides long. It is a transcript of the gene CDKN1A, whose product is annotated as cyclin dependent kinase inhibitor 1A. Lineage: Eukaryota; Metazoa; Chordata; Mammalia; Afrosoricida; Tenrecidae. Gene Ontology annotation, cellular component: nucleus. Gene Ontology annotation, biological process: signal transduction by p53 class mediator; regulation of mitotic cell cycle. The transcript is spliced from 3 exons. Bases 81 to 563 code for a protein of 160 amino acids. Gene Ontology annotation, molecular function: cyclin-dependent protein serine/threonine kinase inhibitor activity. The record is from RefSeq and is a predicted model, not a curated record.